Molecule: messenger RNA, 2868 nt
Organism: Podarcis muralis (Common wall lizard)
Lineage: Eukaryota; Metazoa; Chordata; Lepidosauria; Squamata; Lacertidae
Gene: CEBPA
Product: CCAAT enhancer binding protein alpha
Biological process (GO): myeloid cell differentiation; regulation of transcription by RNA polymerase II; DNA-templated transcription
Molecular function (GO): DNA-binding transcription factor activity, RNA polymerase II-specific; RNA polymerase II cis-regulatory region sequence-specific DNA binding
Source: RefSeq, a predicted model, not a curated record
GGGAGGCCCCGUCGGGGCUCCAAGCUCCGCCGAAAGGAGGCGAGGCCGGUCAAAGUUCCCAGGAGGUUGGACACUAGAGGGCGAUGCCCGGCUCUGCCUGCGAAGCAGGGGGUAUAAAUAGGAGGCCGAGGGCUGGAGGAGGCAGCCCGGGAGCAAGCCGAGAGCCGAAGGGAGUAGGAAAGACUCAUCCGUGCAAGCGGCAGAGCCUGUGCAGCCUCAGCCUGGAGCCAGCGGGUCCCCCACCAUGCGCCGCGGCGGCCCGCUUUAGCUACUCCAUGGAGUCGGGCAACUUCUACGAGGCGGACUCGCGGCCCCCCCAGAGCAGCGCCCUCCAGCCGCACGCCCUGCAGCCCGCGCAGCAGCAGCGCCACCAGCCCGCUUCGCCCGCCGGGGCGCACCCGCACCUGCCCGCCGCCGGCGCCUACGGCUACCCGGCCUCGGAGCUGCCCGACAUCUGCGAGCACGAGAACUCCAUCGACCUGAGCGCCUACAUCGACCCGGGCGCCUUCAACGACGAGUUCCUGGCCGACCUCUUCCAGCACAACAAGCAGGAGCGCGCCGCCAAGGCCGGCCUGGAGUACGGCGUCGGAGCCGGGAUGCCGGGCGUCGGCUUCCCGCAAGGCGGCCCGCUCUACGGCUACGCGGACAAGCUGGAGGCCGGCGCGGCCUACGAGCGCCUGGCCGGGGGACCGGCGCUGCCCGGCCUGCGCCCGCUGCUCAUCAAGCAGGAGCCCCACGAGGACGACGAGGCGGCGGCGCUGGCCGCCCUCUACCCGCCGCCGGCCGGGCCCAACUGCAGCCACCUCCAGUACCAGGUAGCGCACUGCGCCCAGACCACGGUGCAUCUGCAGCCCGGCGGGCAGCCCACGCCGCCCCCCACGCCGGCGCCCAGUCCCCACGGCGGAGCCCACCACCCGCACCACCGGCUCCACGCGGCGGGCGGCGGGUCCGCGGCGUCGUCGGGCAAGUCCAAGAAGCUGCUGGACAAGAGCAGCAGCGAGUACCGCGUGCGCCGCGAGCGCAACAACAUCGCCGUGCGCAAGAGCCGCGACAAAGCCAAGCAGCGCAACGCCGAGACGCAGCAGAAGGUGCUGGAGCUGAGCAACGACAACGAGCGGCUCCGCAAGCGCGUCGAGCAGCUCAGCCGAGAGCUGGAGACCCUGCGCGGCAUCUUCCGACAGCUGCCCGAGAGCUCGCUCGUCAAGGCCAUGGGCAGCUGCGCCUGAGCGCGUGCCCCGACGGAGCCGGACUCCGACCCGCGCCGCCGCCAAGAAGGGCUGCUCGCUAGUGCUCUCUCCAAGCUUCUCUCUCUCUCUCUGUUUCUUGCCAGCAGCGAGGGCUCUGAAGCGCUCGCCCGGGGAAGCUGCGGCGCGCAGACUAUGGUGGGAGCCCUUCUUGCCCGCAAGUAGGUGCCGGGGCGCACACCGGGGGCUCGUGAGAAAUUCAACCCCUUUACCUACGUUGGGACUAAAAUAAAAAAUAAAUCCCUCAGUCUGGCCCCAUUUGCAGGGUGCAGAGCCAAAUGUGCAGGGACUUUUGUGCCUUAGACGGGGAGGCGGCCCCCGACAACAGCCUGGUAGGGUCUUUCUCCUGAAAUCUGAACUCUUCCCAGGACUUGCCAGGUGGUGUUUUGAAAUCGGGUGCGCCCCUGCCGCCCCGGAAUGUCAGUGCCUGGCAGAUCCUGGGCUGCCUGGUGCAAACUCGGCGGUCUCUCAAGCUUCCAGAAAUCGGACUGGAGCGAGUUUGUGGCGGAAUGGAAGGAGCAGAGACGUUUUACUGACGCGCCUGUUGAUGCUUCGGGGGUUGGGGAGUCUCUCGGGGUGAGGAGGGAAGCAGUGUGCAAUGGGGGAUUCUGCUGCUGCUACUUUUCAAAAAGAAUUCCCCCUCCACCUCCACCUUAACAAGGCUGAGAGGCAGGUUGGGGAAAGGAUAGGGGGGCAUGAUCUCUCUCCAUUACCACGUUGUUCAACCCCACCCUGGACUGAAAUUCUGGACUCAAAGGGAAACGGUCACCCCAGAAGGCAGCUUUGGGAUGGGAGGGGUCUUUCCUAUCCAAGCGAAGAGCAGCAUUUUUGGCCUGCACUGUAUGCUAAUGGUGGCAACCCCCCCCCAAACUGAAGGACCUCUGGAUGCGGGUAUUGACUGAUCUAACCCUCCCAAGUUCUCUCCCUCCCUUCCUUCAUCCCACCUGUGCCUUCUGUACUGUGAAAGCCAAGAAGGGGUCCCCUCGGUGUCUGCUGACCCUUCUUUUUAUUAAUGUUAUUAUUAUUAAUAUUUUGUAUUUUAUUGCUUCGAUCCUUGCCAUCUCACCAGCUGGAACUAGUGGUGUCCUGUCUCUUUGAAAAGAAAAAGUAAUAAUCCCGCUGGCUUCCUUGACAGUGAAAGCCAACUUUGGAGUUGCUUCUGUAAUUCCAGCAAGUAUGACCUGCCUGGGAUUCCCACCUGAAGGCAGGUAGAGAGAGAGUCUCGCACGCUUGUUGUUGACUUGGAGGUGCAGAGGUGGGGCUCUGGGGUCCCAGCUGCACCGAGUUCUGUCUGUGCGGAGUUUCCGUUCUUUGGAGAGUGAAGGGGAGGCGGUUCUGUUUUGUCUAUGCCCCCCACUUAGGGUCCCAAGUCCCAGUAAGCACUUUUAGCCAGCUGGUGCUUCUCUCCAAAGAAACAGCACUGAAUUUUUACCUAAGUGCCAAUUCUGAAUCCUCUUAGUAUCAGGUAGUAAAAAUGUUUAAGAGUUUGUCUUCUUUUAAGUGUGAUACCUGGAAAUCAAUGUGUUUUUAUAUAUGGUGUAUUUUUGGAGCUAAACAAAGAUCCAGGACUUUAAAUAUCCUGGUUUUAAAAGUCAUAAAUAAAAUGUAAAAUAUUCUGCCAUAA